CUGCAGUGCACUCAGCCCACCGUGCUUUACUGAGGAGGACCGAUUCAGCCUAGAAGCUCUACGCAUGAUCCAUAAGCAAAUGGAUGAUGACAAAGAUGGUGGUAUUGAAGUAGAUGAAAGUGAUGAGUUUCUAAGGGAAGAUAUGCAAUACAAGGAUGCCUCUAAUAAGCAUAGUCACCUGCACAGAGAAGACAAACAUAUCACCAUUGAGGAUCUGUGGAAACGCUGGAAAACGUCUGAAGUUCAUAACUGGACUCAAGAGGACACUCUUCAGUGGCUGUCAGAAUUUGUUGAACUGCCCCAGUAUGAAAAGAAUUUCAGAGACAGCAAUGUCAAUGGAACAACACUUCCCAGGAUAGCAGUAAACGAACAUGCUUUCAUGAUCUCUCACUUGAAAAUAAUUGACCGGAGCCAUAGACAGAAGCUUCAGCUUAAAGCCUUGGAUGUUGUUUUAUUUGGUCCUCUGACACGUCCCCCUCACAACUGGAUGAAGGAUUUUGUAUUAACAGUUUCUAUAGUUAUUGGUUUUGGAGGCUGCUGGUUUGCGUAUACACAGAACAGAACCUCAAGAGAACACAUCACAAAAAUGAUGAAGGACUUAGAAAGUCUCCAAACAGCAGAGCAAAGUCUUCUUGACUUGCAGGAAAGGCUUGAGAAGGCACAAGAAGAGAAUAGAAAUGUUGCUGUGGAAAAGCAAAAUCUGGAGCGCAAAAUGAUGGAUGAGAUCAAUGAUGCAAAACGGGAAGCUCAUCGCUUAAGGGAGUUGAGGGAGGGAGCUGAAUGUGAGCUCAGCAGGCUCAAAUAUGCAGAGGAAGAGCUAGUACAGGUUCGCAUGGCUUUAAAAAAGGCUGAGAAGGAGUUUGAGCUGAGAAGUAAUUGGUCUGUUCCUGAAGCUUUGCAGAAGUGGCUUCAGUUAACACAUGAAGUUGAAGUACAAUAUUACAACAUCAAAAGACAGCAUGCAGAAAUGCAAUUAGCAAUCGCCAAAGACGAGGCAGAAAAGAUAAAAAAGAAGAGAAGUACUGUAUUUGGAACAUUACACGUUGCACACAGCUCCUCUCUAGAUGAAGUGGACCAUAAAAUCCUUGAAGCAAAGAAAGCACUCUCUGAGUUGACGACAUGUUUGCGAGAGCGUCUUUAUCGAUGGCAACAGAUUGAGAAGAUUUGUGGUUUUCAAAUAGCACACAAUUCUGGACUGCCAAGCUUGACCUCCUCUCUCUACUCUGAUCACAGCUGGGUAGUUAUGCCCCGAGUUUCCAUUCCUCCUUACCCAAUUGCAGGGGGAGUUGACGACUUAGAUGAAGAUACUCCUCCAAUAGUUUCACAGUUUCAUGGGUCCAUUGUAAAACCUCCCAGCACACUGGCAAGAAGCAGUAGCUUGUGUCGAUCAAGACGCAAUGUUGUGCCAUCAUCUCCACAGUCUCAGCAUGCUUUGCACUCCCCUGACCCUGACAUCCUUUCUGUGUCGAGCUGCCCAGCUCUUUAUCGAACUGAAGAGGAGGAGGAAGCCAUUUACUUCUCUGCUGAUAAACAAUGGGAAGUACAGGAAACAGGUUCGGAAUGUGACUCCUUAAACUCAUCCACUGGAAGGAAGCAAUCUCCUCCAGCAAGUCUUGAGAUGUACCAGACACUUUCUCCUCAGAAAGUAUCUCCGGAAGAAUUCUCACUGGAGGAAUCGUCUACGGGAGACUCCUCUUCUCUAACUGCAGAUAUUUCUAGGGGCUCUCCGGACUGUGUAGGCAUGGCAGAAACUAAGAGCAUGAUCUUUAGUCCUGCAAGCAAAGUUUAUAAUGGAAUCCUGGAGAAGUCCUGCAGCAUGAACCAGCUUUCAACUGGGAUCCCAGUCCCAAAGCCUCGGCACACCUCGUGUUCUUCAGCCAGCAGUGAUAGUAAACCCAGCCAUGAAGCUGCUUCUGUCCCUAGGAUAAGUAGCAUCCCACAGGACAUGUACCAAAACGGUGAAAAAACCAAAAAGCCAUCGAAAAUAAAAAGCCUCUUUAAGAAGAAGUCUAAGUGAGGUGGGCAGAAGAAAUCUAUAGUAAUGUUAUAAGAACUCUAUUUUUUAAAUCUUUAGGAAUGUAAUUCCAUUUGAGCAUUCCAGACUGGAUGCCCUAAUGGGAUGCUCUGUAGGUCAACUAUAUUUAACUGACUGUACUGUCAAAGGUCGUGCCAGCUGUCAAUGAGAAAUCAUUAAAAAGUUCAGACAGUUUACAUCAAUUUCUGCCUAUUUAUUUCUUUUUUUUU
Molecule: messenger RNA, 2244 nt
Organism: Opisthocomus hoazin
Lineage: Eukaryota; Metazoa; Chordata; Aves; Opisthocomiformes; Opisthocomidae
Source: RefSeq, a predicted model, not a curated record